AACACUGCGACGGUGGAGCAUCGUCGCCAUCGUAAACAAAGAUUUGAAUCAUGUUUUGGCCUCUAAACUUUGCCAUUUCUUCCGACCUUCCAAUUUCCCACUGAAUUCGGACAAGAUGACCCGCAGGUCGCCCAGAAUUUCGAACGAGAAUACAGAUCAACGUGUUGUUGGAGACUGUGAUGGUUUGUCUCUGAAUAACGCUUCCCCUGUAUUGCGAAGGCGUUCGGCAGCUCAGGCCUCCACAUUGCCCUCUCCAGUGUUCGUGAGGAAACCCGCCUUGUACAGCAGAAACCAGAAGAAGUUUGGUGGUAUUACAAAAAGGCGACUUCAGCCAGCGCUUGAAUUUGGAUCGCCUGUCCUCAGCAGGAGGACAAGGCCAUUGCAUGGUGAGAAGAGUGUGGUCGGUGUGAACAGUCAGUGGGUCUUCUCUGAUGAUUCUCCUGAAGCCAAGGCACUCCUGGCAGUUAAAGAUGGAGAGCAAGAGUCGUUGAAAGCUCGUCCCUUACGCGAGAGGAAGAACGUCGUCAACGGCGGGAAUGUUGGUCCGAAAGCUUCAGGGAGGAAGCCGUCCUUAGCGCCUGAUACCAUGAGCAAGGAAAAUAUACAGCCUGUGAGAAAAUCAGGCAGAACCAAGAAGCUUCCAGCUAGGCUAGUACUGUAUACCCUUCCCUCGAAAGCUGAACCUGCCAAAGGAGUAUCGACAAAGGGCAAGAAUAAGACAGUCCAAAGUACACCAUGUGUAGAUAUGCAGCCUGGCGAGUCUGUUUGUAGUGGCAGUGCCCCUGUGAAGCCUGUAACUGCACAGGUUAAAAAGCGUGGGCGUCCGCCAAAAGUCCAAAAUACUAAAGAGAGUGAAGGUCCAGAGUCACACCCCACUGUGCAGACUUCAGUUGAAGAGAGCAUUCCCAGUGAAGUGAGUGUUCAGUCGCAGUCUUCAGAGAACACCACUGUACUCACUCCACGUCUGAGUAAGAGGGAAACUUUAAGACAGAUGAUUCUGAAUGGUACUCUCACAAGCCAGAAGAAUUCAACAGAGAGCGAGCCAAGUGAAUCCCGUGCGGAAGGUGAAAAAAUGCCGGAAAUGAGACUUGCAAGCAAGUCACGUGCAAGGAAACAAAAAUCUUCGGAACCGAAGUUGCCUGUUGCAUCGGCUCCAAAAGCACAGGAGUUGACGGAACUCCCGCUCAAUCAAAAUAAUGUUAGGGCCGGCAGGUCAAGACGUCAAAUGGAUCAAACUGCAAGUGCUGUUGCAACAGGAAAAGCCAAGAUGUCUGAUAGUACUUCCAGCAAAGAAAAUACUGGGCCGAUAGAACCUGCAGGUGCCACAGAAAUGCGGACUAAAUGUGGGUCUGUUGCUACCAAAUUAACAUCACCCAGAACAGGUGUAGUAAUUAACUUGGAACAGCAUGAUCGUAGAUCAGGAAAUUCUUGUGUAGUGAAGAAGAAACCACCCAUCUGGAUCGCAGGCAGUGGGACACCAGCUGACAACAGGAGACAGUCAGUGAGAAGGAAAUCACACCUCUAUGACUUUUCAGCGAGUCCAAUCAAAAAGGGCAGCAAGAAGCCUAAGAGGCAGUACAAACCAAGAGUGAGAACUAAGGACACAAGACAAAAGUGCAAACUCAAGUCCGUGCUUGUAACGGAUCCAGAAUGGGAGAAUCCCCUGGUGGUGCCUUCUGGAGGAGCCAAGAGCACAUCACUUAGCAGUGGAGCCGGGAGAGAGUCCGUCAGGAGCGUGACUACCACGGAGAACAUUUUCAACGACGAAUUUUACGCUCAGAUGAACAGCGCCAUCUCGGAGGAUUACACGAGCGACAACGACGUCUGCGAAAGGGACGAAGGCAGUGUUUUUGAGAUGUUUGAGGGCGAGACGGUGAGUUCCUUCAUCCCUUCCCAGGGAAUGGAAAGUUUAACUGUACCGAUGGUAUCAGUCAGUGGACACCCAACUCCAGCGAUACGAAAGCAGAUUGACAAGCACUUGGGGUCCUCUACCCCCAGGGUAGAGACGCUGAGUUUUUCGUCGCCCGAGCAGCCGGUAACUGUGCAAGAUGACAUUGCGCAGUGCUUUGGUUUUGAAAAUGACAGCAGCGAUCAUUCGUCCUUAAACUUGUCCCCAGUAAGACAGUCUGGGCAACAAUCGCAGCUACACCUGACAUUCAACUCAGAAAUGACAACCAGUAUCAAUCAUUCGAACAGUCAGCCCUACAGAUUUUCCUGGGGCGUUCUGCGACCAGGUAAUCACAGUUACUCCUCGAGCCGUUCGUCCAGCAUGGUAGUUCACGGGAGAUCAACAAAUGCGUCAGCGUCUUUGUCGAGUGCUUCUGUUGGCUCACACCAGAAUGUGACUCACCCACUCCAGAGCGGCAAGCACGGAACGACAACCGCAAAGGUUAAAGCUCAAGGUAGGCAGAAGCUCGCUCUCCAGAGAAGCUUGCGAGGAAACCCUCAGGUUAGGGGUAAGGCAGCUAUUGCAAGCAGCAGCAGCAGCAGCCAGGAUGGGAACCACAACAUUUCGGCCUUGUUUGACGAGGAGGAUGAAGAGGACGAGAACGUCGAGUCUUGCGCUCCAGUAAACGAGGUUGCUCCCGUCCAACGCUCUUCAGCUGACAUUCGGUCGUAUCUCUCUGCCAAUCUCAGGCGAGUUUCUCCUGAGAAAUCUGCCACCAAGCGUUCCCGGAAGUCCUAUGACAGGAAAGCCUUGCUGGAAGCGAAGAAGAAGUUCGAGAAGGAGUACGGAGGUGCUGCAACAACCGAAGCAGAGACGGAGGAGGAUGUUUCGGUGCAGAAAGAGCCACCCAAGCGGAAGAAGAAGGUGACGCGCAAGAAAGUUGCGAAGAAGCAGAAGGUCGCCUCCAACGACGAGACGACAGAAGGGUCACAGAUAUCAGAAGCUGCCGUUGCUGGGAAGCCCAGGACCAAGAAGCACGUGGGUCCCAAAAAGAAGAAGGAAAAUAGACUUGAGAGAUCAAUUCAAGAUUGGGCCUCAAGUCUGAACUCCCACUUCAGCGAGAUAGAAGACAGCGAAUUGGUCGUCUUCUAAGGGCUUCUUUGUCACGUCUCCUCGAUUUUCAAGACUCGAAGUACAAAUUUAAGAAUAGGGUCGUCUUGUAUCAUUUGUAGAAUACAGUGCAACAAAGCUAAAACUUUAUAAUAGGUGAUCUGAAAUUGAAAAUUUAUUUUCGCACAUAUUUUCGAUUUGCCAUGAGUUCCAGUUUGUUUCAGUGGUCAUAAGUUUUGAUUUAAUUUUGUUUUCCCUUAGUGUUUGGAUUUAUACCUAAUUGCACCACCAUCUUCACCAGCUGAAUUGUUUUUGUAGUAAUUCCAGAAAGCUGUACUAAUUUAUUUUCAGUUGCUUUACAUCAGUUGUCAUUCAUGUGUUUACUGUAAGUGUUCUCUUGUACCUAUUUUUUUUGUCAUAUUUACAAAAGUUUAAUGUGAUGUACAUAGUUGUUUCAGUUUUAUAGUUUUUAUUUAUCUCUCUCUCUCUCUCUCUCUCUCUCUCUCUCUCUCUCUCUCUCUCUCUCUCUCUCUCUCUCUCUCUCUCUCUCUCUCUCUCUCUCAGUUAGAUCUCUUACUCGAGAAGUUAUUAAUUUGCUAUUUGUAAUUUCUAGAAAGUUUUGUUUUCCUUUUGCAGGCUUUUAAGUUUUAAGGUUUUGCUUCUGUUUUUAGUUUAUGGGAGGCUGUCCGAUGGGAAGCACGUGGCUCAUCGUUCACUCUCUUCCAGAGAGGUCCAUAGCAUAUUGUCUGCCCUGCAAGCAACUGCAGACGUUACAUGGUCGCUUAUUCUCUUCCAGAGGGACCCAUAGCACAUUGUCUGCCCUGCAAGCAACUGCAGACUUUACAUGAUUGCUUAUUCUCUUCCAGAGGGGUCCAUUGCACAUUGUCUGCCAUGCAAGCAACUGCAGACGUUAACAGAAGGUUCCUUGUGUCCUCAGAAAAAGACACAUGCAUGGGAUCUUUCAUAAUCUCUUUUAUUUAUGUGUUCAGCAUUUCCAGAAAUCCUAGCAGAAGUAAUUAAUCUCAUUAAGUUACUAGUACUUUUGGUCCCCUAAUUCCUUACAGUUGCAAACACAAAUCUUUCGGUGUGAAAUGGAGAACGAUUAGAAUAACCUAUAUUAGGUUAAGAGUGUAAGUAGUGGUACUGUGUAUAUAGUUUUUAAUUUGCAUCUCUGAAUUUUGUUCUUGCAUUGCCAAGUGUGCUUGACACAAUCACAGGGAAGAGUAAUAUUCCCUAUUACUGUAAUUGUGCGUCAUGUUUUAUGUAUAUUGCUUGAGUAUAAGAUGGUACUAAUUUGAAAUUUAAAUUAUUUUUCAUGUCAAGAAAAUUUACAAUGAUAAACUAAAGGACUUUGACCCUUGAUGUUAUGCUGGAUUUUACAUAUUGAUAACCAAAAAUUAUUGUUCCCAGUCUAUUAUUUUUAAAUGUUGGUUAAGAAACAUUAGGAAUUUAUGUUAUUUAUACUUGUAAUUUUCAAAAUAUUGAAUGCCAGCCUCGUACGAGCUGUACAAAAUCAUUUGGUGUGGUAUCAUGGGUCUAGGGAGAUGCUUUAUGGAUGGUAAUUAAUCCUCUUCAAACUAUAGAGUUCAGAAUCUAACUCAAAAGUUUGGGCGAGUCGAGCUUCAUAAUGCUGUAUUUUUUUUCUAUUUUUAAAUGUAAUUCCUUGAUGUUACCCUCAACCUAAACUGUAACUCCACCAAUGCCAGGUGCAUUGUGGGGUAUGUAUGAAAUUCAGAUUUAUUUUUGUACUGUAGGUAAUCACACUUGUAGAAUACAUACUAACUUAGAAUUGUAAUUUUUUUUUUUUUACGUUAGUUGCAGUAAUUUUUUUUAUUACCUUCUCUCGUAUUUGAGAAAUAUUGUCACGUCAUGACAAUCUUAGAUUAUGAAGAACAAACUUCUUUUUUUUUUUAACUUUUUAAUUUCCAUUUGAAUGGCAGAAGGUUAAUGUACGUUUUAGUUUAAUAAAUUUGUAAAUAAA
This is a messenger RNA of Macrobrachium nipponense, 4979 nucleotides long. RefSeq lists its product as uncharacterized. The coding region runs from base 116 to 3040 and encodes 974 amino acids. The transcript is spliced from 5 exons. The record is from RefSeq and is a predicted model, not a curated record. Lineage: Eukaryota; Metazoa; Arthropoda; Malacostraca; Decapoda; Palaemonidae.